Messenger RNA from Saccostrea cuccullata (small rock oyster), 1696 nucleotides. Its product is annotated as alanine--tRNA ligase, mitochondrial-like. Gene Ontology annotation, biological process: alanyl-tRNA aminoacylation. The record is from RefSeq and is a predicted model, not a curated record. Lineage: Eukaryota; Metazoa; Mollusca; Bivalvia; Ostreida; Ostreidae. Gene Ontology annotation, molecular function: ATP binding; aminoacyl-tRNA deacylase activity; alanine-tRNA ligase activity. Gene Ontology annotation, cellular component: mitochondrion; cytoplasm.
AUGUUCAGAAUACCAGGACAUCAUAGGAUAUGCAGGGACUGUCGAAAACUUUUGAACCAGUCAUUUAGUAGAAAUAGAAGCUCCGUGAGUUGGUCCUCUAACUCUGUGCGUGCGGCUUUCUUAGAUUUUUUCUGUGGGCGACAUGAUCAUCAGUUUGUUCCAUCCUCCUCCAUCAUUGCCAAGAAAGGGGAGGGGUCCUACUUCAUCAAUGCGGGGAUGAAUCAGUUCAAACCAAUAUUUCUGAAUGACGUGGAGGAGGGUAGUCCCAUGGCCUCAUACAGGAGAGUGGCCAACAGUCAGAAGUGUGUCCGUGUGGGAGGCAAGCACAAUGACCUUGAGGAUGUUGGCCUUGACCUUACUCAUCACACUUUUUUUGAAAUGCUCGGUAGCUGGUCUUUUGGAGAUUACUUCAAGAGAGAUGCCUGUGCCUUAGCCCUGGAACUGUUAAGGGAUGUCUAUAAAAUUCCUCUGACUUCACUUUAUUUCACAUACUUCAAGGGGGAUGACUCCAUGCAGUUACAGGAGGAUUUAGAAACAAGAGACAUAUGGCUAAGUUUAGGAGUUGAUAAGAGCCAUGUUUUGCCCUUUGGGAUGAGGGACAAUUUCUGGGACAUGGGACAGACUGGUCCCUGUGGGCCCUGUACUGAGAUCCACUUUGACCACCACCCAGGAUACCGCCGUGUACCACAUCUAGUCAACACUGGCUCGCCAGAGGUGGUGGAGAUCUGGAAUCUUGUUUUUAUGCAGUUCAACAGACAAGGAGACCAGACAUUGGUUCCACUCCUAAAGAAUCACGUAGAUACUGGGAUGGGGCUGGAGAGAAUCACAGCGGUCCUGCAGGGCUCCACCUCUAACUAUGACACCGAUCUCUUCAGGCCAGUCUUUGAUGCCAUCCACAAAGACUGUGGUGUACCGUCAUAUGAAGGAAGGAUUGGCUCCCAGGAUCCCCUGGGAAAGGACACAGCCUACAGGAUUGUAGUCGAUCACAUGCGUAUGCUAACAGUGUGUCUGUCCGAAGGAAUCCUGCCGGAUAAAGCAGACCCUCAUGGACACAAAGUGAGGUCUGUUCUGUACCGAUGUCUUCAGUCAGCCAAAGUUCUAGACAUCAGGCCCGGCUACAUCUCCAGCCUAGUGGACAUCAUAGUGGACAGCCUGGGGGCUGCCCACCCAGAGCUGAAUGCCAGUUGUAAAAGGGUAAAAGACGUGAUCAAUGAAUCAGAGGGGCAUUAUUAUAAAACACAGGAGCAGGGAGUCAGGGCCUUCAACAAAUUCCUCAGGAAAAGGAAGACCUCCGGACAUAUCAAUGACUCAGAGUACCAUGAUUUGUUGUCUGGUCACUAUGGAGCUCCCGUUCCCAUGGAGAUCCUGGAAGAUCUGGCACAAAAACAUCAGCUAUCUCUACCAGUAUCAAAACGAGGCUUGGAGGAACAGACAGACAAACAGGCAGUCCAGGAGGAGCAAAUCCACAUUGCUUGCAGCCUGAAAGAAAAGAAUAUACCAAGAACAGAUGACCACUACAAAUACUUGUACAAAGGGACCCAAUCAACUUAUGAUUUUCCAGAUUUGUCGGACACCACGGUAGUGGGGAUCCUGUGUCAGGGCAGUCUACAGAGGUCGAGUGGGAACGAGCUGGUGAUUCUGGAUAAAACCUGCUACUACAGCGAGUCGGGACAAGCGGGGGAUACAGGAGUCCUUA